AAGCACCUUGGAGAACUCCCAUCUGGAAGAGCGCGUCGGUAGAUGAGCGCGGAGGAAGUGGGACUGUGCGUAGGCUACGUCAUGUCCACGGAAAACGACUGACUAUCGAAAGAGCUCUCCUCUUUUGUAAAUACUGAAUGACUCGCCGAGCUGACUAUGGAUGCUUGUUCCUUGAUUGACUUUAAUAGUAUCGGGGCUACAGUGUAUCUGUCUAACUAAGAAUUCCUUGACGCGUUCUCCAAAUUCCAUUCGUGAACGAUAGCCCAUUCUUAUACAUUGGCCUGGUAAGACGAUAACAAAAAUGUGUCUUUGUCGUUGAGCAUAACAGACAAAGUAAAACCAGUGUAUUUAGUUUCUGCCGUUCAGGAUCAAAACAUUAUGCCAUUCCAUGUUAGUUGCUGAUGGUCGUAUAUUUUAGUUUAUGACAUGUUAAAUGCUGAUGAUGUUUCACUGUAGAUUGUAUCUCGUUUGAUUGGCCCAGGCAGAUGCCAGUCAAGCCUCUUUGUGCCUGCAUGGAUCCGGUUGUAGGCUUAACACAGCAGCAUGGGCAGCGCGCAUUCCAACAGGCCUAAAUAUAUCUGGUGGCGAAGUGGGACCAACCCAAAAUGCCCGCAAUUCCGAGUUCUAGGUCCAGGACGCGGAAUCGGAACAACAUCAUGAGCAGACCCGAGUUCAUACCCCUGAACCAGCCCCUUUGGAGUGGCAACUCGGAGAGCCGGGGAAACUCAAGGCGACCUGGUCAACCCAAACACCAAGCAAGCCUGCCGUGCGACCCGCAGGAACCUACUGACAGUGCCAGCAAGGACCGGAAAGAGCCCACGAAACUGCCCGAGGAGGACUGUAUCCAGCUGAACCCUUCCUUCAAGGGGAUAGCGAUGAGCUCCCUCCUCGCCAUUGACAUUUGUCUGUCCAAGCGCCUGGGGGUCUGCGCCUACACGUCGUCGUCUUGGGGCACGGUUCGUUCCAUGGUCACCCUACUUGCGUUCACGGGACACGGCAUCACGUGGAUCAUUGGCACUAUUGUGUGUCUGACAAGGAGUAAUACGCUGGCGGGACAAGAGGUCUUGGUCAAUCUAUUACUUGCCCUCCUGCUUGAUGUCAUGACAGUGGCCGGAGUCCAGAAGCUGAUCAAACGCAAAGGACCCUGGGAGAUGAGUCCGGGAUUCCUGGACUACUGUGUCAUGGAUGUGUACUCCUUCCCAGCGGCCCACGCCAGCCGCGCCGCAAUGGUGUCCAAGUUCCUGCUUUCCCACCUGGUCCUGGCCGUUCCUCUUCGCAUACUGCUGGUGCUCUGGGCCUUCCUGGUGGGCAUGUCCCGGGUGCUGUUGGGUAGACACCAUCUGACCGACAUGGCGUGCGGCUUCGCCCUGGGCCUUCUGCACUUCAGCCUGGUGGAGACGGUGUGGCUGUCGUCCAGCGCCUGUCAAACCCUCAUCUCUAUAGGGACCCUCAGCUGGAGCUCCUUCUACUGAACACAGGGCCAGGAGUUCUUCCUGAUGUGAUCUGGAACAGAGUUUUCCCUGAUCAAGGCCUACUGUCAAAGGCUGCAUUAGACCUACGUAUAGGCUUUAUCUUGAUUUCCUUUCAAUGAUGUUUGUAUUUUUCUGCUGGAAACUAUCAUUUGUUUAAACUAUACAUUUUUGAGAAACAGGUGGACUGGACUCCAAAUGUAAAUAGAUUUUUGCUGUCAUUGAAUUGUGCUGUAUGUGUUAAACAAAAACAUGAUUGUUGUCUAGAAGAUCAGGGAUUUUGCUACAGGGUUAAAUAUUUAUCCUAUCCAAAUAAGUUUCAAAAGAUAGUUUUGAUUAGUUUAAGGCAAGCGGUUUCAUCAUAGAUCUCUGUAUGUUGUAUAUUCCACAUUGUUUGCCUUCUCUGCUGCAAUCUAAGCAUUAACCAAGCAGAUAGACACAGUUAGUUUAUGGUGCUGAUUUCAUGCCUCACUGAGUAACUGAACAACGUCUGUGUGAAGUCAUCUACAGUACAUCAGGCUUGGGGUUACCAUUGAUACUGUGACAUGUGUGUGUAUAUGGGUGAUUGUGUGUGUGCUUAUGUGUGUUUUGUAUGCCUCCAUGCAAGAUUUCUUAUGUGUGUACCUUUGUGAGUCAAAUGUAAUGUCUUUUGGAGGGUAAAAGUCACUGAGUAAACCUUUGCUGGGUAAAGUCCUGAAUGGCAUGUACAAAAAAUGAAUUAUACCCGAUAUCAAAGGCUUUUUUACCUACUGUAUGCCUUCAUGUAUUUCAUUUAUUGGUCUUCUGCUAUCUCUUUUGGUUGUUUAUUUUUGUUGUGAUAUUAUGGACUUGGGAACCAAACUAUUUAAGCUGUAGCCUUUUUGCUUUAGCAAAAAAAUAUUUAAUUGGGUUGAACCUGUAUAUAUGUAUGUAUGUAUGUGAUAUUGAAUUAGUGCAAGUCAGCAUGUUUUGUUUUGUACAAGGAUGACAAGAAAGUCAUCUUUUCAUGCAGUGUUUGAAUUUAUCCAGUCUAAUUUGCUAAAUUAAGAAGAUGGCUGGAUAGUCUUUAUAAGAUGUGGAUGUCUUUCCUGCGUUGUUUAUGCAUGCCCAUAAAUAUACCAUUUGCCAUGA
This is a messenger RNA of Salvelinus fontinalis (brook trout), 2579 nucleotides long. RefSeq names its product inactive phospholipid phosphatase 7-like. The record is from RefSeq and is a predicted model, not a curated record. Gene Ontology annotation, molecular function: sphingosine-1-phosphate phosphatase activity. Bases 606 to 1472 code for a protein of 288 amino acids. NCBI's taxonomy places the organism in Eukaryota, Metazoa, Chordata, Actinopteri, Salmoniformes, Salmonidae. The transcript is spliced from 3 exons. Gene Ontology annotation, cellular component: nuclear envelope.